AUGGAUAUGGACACGCAGCCACAAGGACAGCAAGCAGCUGUGCCAGUGUUUCAACCCCAGAAACCGUUGCAGCCAGAUAUGGGCAGAAAUUCACUGGCUAACUUCCAGAUUGAGAAGAAGAUUGGACGCGGCCAGUUCAGCGAGGUGUACCAAGCGAGGUAUCUGCUGGACAACACGUUCGUGGCCCUGAAGAUAAUUCAGAUAUUCGACUUGAUGGAUGCCAAAGCUUGGCAAGAUUGCAUCAAAGAGAUAGAUCUCCUUAAGCAAUUGAACCAUCCCAAUGUGAUAAAAUACCACGCGUCUUUUAUUGAGGACAAUGAGCUGACCAUAGUACUGGAGCUAGCAGAUGCUGGAGACCUCUCUCGUAUGAUCAAG
Pundamilia nyererei is the source of this 375-nucleotide messenger RNA. RefSeq names its product serine/threonine-protein kinase Nek7-like. Gene Ontology annotation, biological process: peptidyl-serine phosphorylation. The record is from RefSeq and is a predicted model, not a curated record. Lineage: Eukaryota; Metazoa; Chordata; Actinopteri; Cichliformes; Cichlidae. The transcript is spliced from 4 exons. The annotation marks the transcript as partial. Gene Ontology annotation, molecular function: ATP binding; protein serine/threonine kinase activity. Gene Ontology annotation, cellular component: nucleus.